Candidozyma auris is the source of this 2157-nucleotide messenger RNA. It is a transcript of the gene BUD7, whose product is annotated as exomer complex subunit. The transcript is spliced from 2 exons. The record is from RefSeq and is a predicted model, not a curated record. Gene Ontology annotation, molecular function: protein binding. Bases 1 to 2157 code for a protein of 718 amino acids. Gene Ontology annotation, biological process: Golgi to plasma membrane transport. Gene Ontology annotation, cellular component: exomer complex. Lineage: Eukaryota; Fungi; Ascomycota; Pichiomycetes; Serinales; Metschnikowiaceae.
AUGCUCCAAAAGUCGUUGGCCUCCAUCCCUGAAGCCAAGGAGGAGUACUUGGGCUCCUCGGUGAUUGAAAGAACCAGCCGUUUAAUUGGACUUUCUGACCUUGGUCCAGCUGAUCUCUGCAAUAUACACAAACAAGGGGUCAAUCUGAAAAAGCCUGAGUUCGGCACGUUUUUGUAUUUCACGGGAGUUGACACUUCAAAUUCAGCGUCGAUCGCUGCCCAUUUGCAGGGACUAGCCACGUUGAUGUCUUCCAAAGCCCAAUACUGGUUUGGCGAGAAAAAACACUUCAAGGUGCCAGAAUUGACAUACUGUACUUACAAUGCGUUUUCGAGAGUUGACAUGAGAGUGACUGUGCAUAUUCCAGGCAAAUUCCAAAGCUCAGUGGUGAACCAUGAAGGCAAGCUUAUCCAUGAGAAUUUAUCGGAGGAGGCCUUGGACAGAUUGUGGCUCGAAACGUUUGUGUGCUCUAUUGUCAGAUGUAUGCUUGACAGUGAAGAAGAUGAUACGAACAAGUUUGGAAGUUUGGUGGAAAUCCGUAGGGAAAACCCAUUUGAUCUUGGUGUUGUGUCUCAGGAACUUUUGGCCAACUUCGUGGCUGGUUUCGAGAAACUCUUCUGGGAGGGUCCUAAGUUGGGAUGUGGCGUAGACUUGCCUUCGCCGACGUUGAUUUCUAACUACCUCGUUGACGGUUUCCUCAAAUGUAUUGAAUUGACCCAGAGCUUCGACAUGGCAUUAGACGUGUUGAAAAGACUAGAGGAGAAGGAACCUUCUGUCGCAACUUUGAUUGCUAAGUUGUUGCUUUUGAAAGAUGAGGAGGUCAAGGCCAUUCAAAUCAUGAAUGAUGCUAUUCAGAGAGACGAAAGAGACUCCGAGUUGUUACUCUUGCAGGCGCAGUUCCUUAUGGACAAACGCAGAUACGACUUGGCGCUUCACUUGGCCAGACAGGCUGUCAAGUCGUCUCCUUCUGAUUUCAAAACGUGGGCUUUGUUGGUGAAGGUAUACACAAAGCUCAACGACUUUGAAAAUGCUCUUUUAACGUUAAAUUCGUGUCCAAUGAACUCUCAUAAAGAUGUUUUCACUUUAAAAAGAAUUGUCGCUUUGAAAGGUGCUGGUGAAGAAUUGCACUUGCCUCUGCCGGUGGACGUUUUUUUGGAUGAGGUUUCCAACUUACAAAGUACCUCUGUUGCUGCGGAGCAAAGGAAUCUCGAUAGCCUGCUUGCACAUUUGCCUGCAGCAAACUUGAAGUCCACCUUCGCCAAAGCCUAUGAUCUUCUUACAGAGAUUGUCAUCAAGACUGGCUGGGAAGCGUUGUUGAAACAUCGUGCUAAAGUAUUUGUCAUGGAGGAAGAGUAUCGAAAAGAUAGAAGUAGCAAUAGUGCUGCUCACACAAGAACAACGUCUCAAGUAAAUGUUCCAGAGCAAGACGAUGAAAAUGCAUCUACUGAAGAAAACGACGGCUCCUCAACUAUGGCUGUAAAGCUGCCUAAGAAGGAGAUAAACGGAUCGACUGACAAUGAUAGCGUGCUAGAAAAUGAAUUCAGAAAGAAGAGACUUUGUGAGAGAUGGCUAGAUAAUUUAUUCAUGCUAUUAUAUGAGGACUUGAGAGUUUACACGAUGUGGCAAGCCGAAUAUGUGCACUUUCAGGCCCAGCAAAUGGAGUACAAGAAAACAACUUUAGAGUGGGAAAUUUUAGGCCUGAUUGCGUUCAGGCUCAAGCAUUACAAAGAAGGCUCUAUUGCAUUUUCUAAUGCCCUAUCCGGUCGGUUUUCGUCGAAGGCGCAGAGACAGAUGUUGAAGUACUAUGAAAUGGAGAGGAGCAAGAUCAUAUCCAAAAACUCCAACCCAGAGGCCCCAUCAUCUGGAGCACACAAUUACGCGAAGACGAUAAACCAAUUGAACGAGAAGAUUCUAGAGUGUUGCAUUAAGCUUUUGGUUUGGAACCACAGAUGGUAUAACGACUUUUCGCCCGAUUUAAUAUCUACUAUCUGCGACUUGAUCGCUAAAGAAGGCUUGAUCAAAAUCCAGUCGCUAGUUCAAGCUGUGUAUUCCAACAAUAUCAACCACAGCGAGGGAUUGGCAAACCAUGGUGUUACAGACAUGAUGGAUGAUAUUUUUAAAUUCUGCAAAGAGUAUAAUGUCAGUGGUGCUGACAAUUAG